Molecule: messenger RNA, 2266 nt
Organism: Durio zibethinus
Lineage: Eukaryota; Viridiplantae; Streptophyta; Magnoliopsida; Malvales; Malvaceae
Product: COP9 signalosome complex subunit 2
Source: RefSeq, a predicted model, not a curated record
AAGAUUCCGUUGGACAUCUAAAAAUACUGCCAAACACGUAAUAGAAUGGAUUUAUAUAUUUGUUCCGGAAAGAAAUAGCUCUUCAACCAAACGUGCCAUAAUUGCUAAAUCGACUGAAUACCUGCUUAUACCCCUCUCACUGUUAAAACUUUAAACCCUAAAAAGGAUUUUCGAAACAGAGAGCAGUGGGCAGUGGAGGGGUUUUUGCUUCUAAUUUAAUUUAAUAAUUUAGUUUCAGCAAAUCGACACCUUUACCUUUGCUUCUCUAAAUUCGAAAACGAUUCUAAUUCACUGAACCUGCCGAUUUUAUCCCUGUAAUCAUGGCUUCAGAUGCGGAUAUGGAGGAUUAUGGAUUCGAGUACUCCGAUGAAGAGCCUGAGGAACAAGACGUUGACAUUGAGAAUCAAUAUUACAAUUCCAAAGGUUUGGUAGAAACAGACCGUGAAGGAGCACUUUCUGGUUUUGCUGGAGUGGUUGGCAUGGAGCCUGAGAAGGCUGAGUGGGGAUUCAAAGCUCUGAAGCAAACUGUAAAGCUCUAUUACCGUUUAGAGAGGUAUAAAGAAAUGAUGGACGCUUACAGGGAGAUGCUAACAUACAUCAAAUCAGCAGUGACACGAAAUUACAGUGAAAAAUGUUUAAACAAUAUUAUGGAUUUUGUUUCUGGGUCAGCUAGUCAAAAUUUUGAUCUCCUACAAGAAUUUUAUCAGACCACUCUGAAGGCCCUUGAAGAGGCAAAGAAUGAGAGACUUUGGUUUAAGACGAACCUUAAGCUUUGCAAGAUCUGGUUUGAUAUGGGUGAGUAUGGGCGAAUGAACAAGAUUUUGAAGGAACUUCAUAAAUCUUGUAAAAGGGAAGAUGGUACAGAUGAUCAAAAGAAGGGAAGUCAGCUUCUGGAAGUAUAUGCCAUUGAAAUUCAAAUGUAUACUGAGACAAAGAACAACAAAAAGCUUAAGCAAUUGUACCAGAAAGCACUUGCUAUUAAGUCCGCAAUACCUCAUCCGAGGAUCAUGGGGAUAAUUCGUGAAUGUGGUGGCAAGAUGCAUAUGGCUGAGCGCCAGUGGGCUGAGGCAGCCACCGAUUUCUUUGAAGCUUUCAAAAACUAUGAUGAAGCUGGGAAUCAGAGACGUAUCCAAUGCCUAAAAUACCUUGUUCUGGCUAAUAUGUUGAUGGAAUCUGAAGUUAAUCCUUUUGAUGGUCAGGAGGCAAAGCCGUACAAAAAUGACCCUGAGAUUUUGGCAAUGACAAAUCUAAUAGCAGCCUAUCAACGAAAUGAAAUAAUAGAGUUUGAAAAAAUCCUCAAGAGUAACCGAAGGACAAUCAUGGAUGAUCCAUUCAUCCGAAAUUAUAUUGAAGAUUUAUUGAAGAAUGUCAGAACUCAAGUGGUACUUAAGCUUAUAAAACCAUAUACAAGAAUCCGGAUCCCUUUCAUAUCAAAGGAACUCAAUGUGCCAGAAAAAGAUGUUGAGCAGUUGUUGGUUUCCUUGAUCUUGGAUAAUCGUAUUGAUGGGCAUAUUGAUCAAGUGAACCGACUGUUGGAACGUGGUGACAGGUCAAAGGGCAUGAAGAAGUACGCUGCUAUAGAUAAAUGGAACACACAGCUGAGGUCCCUUUAUCAAACCGUCAGCAACAGGGUUUAUUGAGAAUACAAGUAUCAUAUAUGAUAUCCCUUUGGUGAAGGUGCUUUUUUUCUUUUUUGUUUUUUGAGGCAACAAGAAUAUGCUUUCUUAUCUUAGCUGAUUUAGAUAAGCAAUAUGGAAAGAAAAAAGCAUGUAUCUAGAUUCGUACAUUACAUGUUUGGUUAGACAAAGUUUUCUUCUCGUUCAGUGACAGGAAAAAAUACAUAUUUGCCUGAUUGCAAGAAUUUUGAUUGAGAUUGACACUGGUUUUAUGAACUACCGAUUCUCUGCGUUUUAGUGUGGAUAAAUUGCCAAACGUUAACCCAUAAUUUGAUUUGACUGGAUGCUGUUGUGUGCACUUGCUGGGAUGAGCUACGAUGGAAGGGGAAGGAAAUGAAAAGGGAAAAGAGAGUUGGGGAAAGGGAAAAUAAGUUUUUUGCUCGGAAUCUACUUUCCGAGGAAGAUGAGCGAUGGUUAAACUCCAAGUUUUAUGAAGGGAGACAGAUAAAAAUUAGAAAAUGUCAAUGUAAAAAUGUGAAAACAAAGUUUAGAGAGGUUUUUUUUCCCUUAUGGAAUGAUUGAUUUUUUCUUGUGAAAGUGAUAGAAAUUACUCACUUUCCUUUGCAAACUGUAGAAAUAAUUUAUUUUUC